This is a messenger RNA of Solea senegalensis (Senegalese sole), 3315 nucleotides long. RefSeq names its product gap junction protein beta 9a (gene gjb9a). Gene Ontology annotation, cellular component: connexin complex. The record is from RefSeq and is a predicted model, not a curated record. Gene Ontology annotation, biological process: cell communication. Lineage: Eukaryota; Metazoa; Chordata; Actinopteri; Pleuronectiformes; Soleidae. The coding region runs from base 195 to 1010 and encodes 271 amino acids. The transcript has 4 exons.
CCCACAGAGAGAGAGAGAAAGGAGCUGAAGACAGGGAGAGCCACACUUUCCUUCACUACAUUUAACUUCUCUGUUGUAGCUUUUGUUACUUUCUCCUGCUGCUUGUCCUCAUCUUUUUUGGGAGGUUUUGAAGCAAGGUUUCGGCACUAGGGUGCACUUGUAUAUCUGUCAGCCGGGCCAGUACAGCCGCAGUGAUGAACUGGUCAGGACUGGAGAGUCUGCUGAGUGGAGUUAACAAAUACUCCACUGCCUUUGGGAGGAUCUGGCUGUCCAUGGUGUUUGUGCUGCGCGUGCUGGUGUUCGUGGUCGCAGCUCAGAGGGUUUGGGGAGACGAGAGCAAAGACUUUGUGUGCAACACCCGGCAGCCUGGCUGCACCAACAUCUGCUAUGACCACAUCUUCCCCAUCUCGCACAUCCGUCUGUGGGCGCUGCAGCUGAUCUUUGUCACCUGCCCGUCCCUGAUGGUGACAGCUCAUGUCAAAUUCCGUGAGGUAAAGGACAGGAAAUAUGUGGAGCUUCACCAGGGCUCUCAUCUGUAUGCCAACCCAGGCAAGAAGAGAGGCGGGCUGUGGUGGACAUAUCUGCUGAGUUUGGUCUUCAAAGCCACAUUCGACACAGCAUUCCUCUAUAUUUUGUACAGAAUAUACCACGGAUAUGACCUGCCCAGACUCUCCAAGUGUUCACUGGAACCAUGUCCCAACACCGUCGACUGCUUCAUUAGUCGUCCCACAGAGAAAAAGAUCUUCAUGCUGUUCAUGGUGAUAUCCAGCGCUCUGUGCAUCUUCAUGUGCAUCUGUGAGAUGGUUUAUCUCGUCGGCAAACGCUUCAGCAAAUUGUUCAGAGUCCGACACGAGAACCAGAGACUCAUAUUUGCCGAUCAACACGAGCUCACUGAACUAGCUCCACCGAGGUCCCAGUAUCGGAGGACUGAUCCAACGCUAGCAGAGAGUCAGCUGAGUUUGAACAGGAAGGAGAAGGUGCGAGAAGGCACUACGACGACAACACUGUAGGACACGAUGACCUCUAAUCUGUGGAUUUCCUUCUGAUGGGUGACCACACAACAGGAAAACUAUCAAACCAACGGAUUAAAUGGCCGAUCCUGAACAUUGUGAUUCUGGAAUCAUCAGAAAAGGAAAGACACAUGACCCUCUCUCUGAGAAGGAUCGCUGACACUGGGUGCAUGUUGCAGUACAUGGAGAAGAUGACUACUUUUGUGAUACUGGAAUAUCACAGUGUCCUCAUUUCGCUGGCUGACAACAUGCAGAAAGACAUUCCGGGAGGUUUACAGCGCCAGUGGAGUCAUUGUUAGAUUCAUUGUUGAUCUGUGAUCAACAGCAAUGUGUAUAAAAUUGUACAUUCCAGCACUUGGUGACAUCAGCAUUGUGGUUAGCUUUGUUGAGAGCCUGACCGAGGAAACGGCCCCAUUUACACCUGGAAUUAAAAUGCAUUUUCUGUGAUUGGAAUCAGAUAGCACCUGACCACUUGUAAGUACGGGUGUAAAUACACCCAAGACUUCAGGAGGUGGUUGGAGACACAUGCACAUCGGUUUUCUUCCCCUACUUCGAAAAGCAAAGAGGAGACUGUACAAUAGUGCCACUUCACGUGUGGCUAACAUUGUUGUUGUUGAUAUGGCAGCGCAUAGGGUGUGACGCUGUAGUUUGUUGUUGGAUCUUUGAGGGGGAACGACAAUGAUGACCUUGAGAUGGACAGAUGUUAAUACCAGGUGUAAAUGCAUGUGAAGGUGAAGUGCUAUCCCAUCACAGAGAAAAACAUUCUAAUGCCAGGUGUAAAGGGAGCCAUUGAGCAGUUAAAUAGAUGUUCUAUGUCGGGGGAAACUAGGAAUAUCAUGAGCAGAGGAGAUAACCUCUGUUUACUUCCAAGAUCCAAAUCUAAACGCUAAUUUAGGAAGUUAGGGAGGCUAACAGGAAGUAAUUAGCUCAAAGACAACAUUGCUGGCAGAAGCUGUGGGUUACUGCUGAUUAUUUAAUGUGUCCAUUUAAUGGCUGUUGGUUUAAAUAUAAAUAUUUGCAUUUUUACUAUUUAAUAUCAGGGGACAUGGUGGACUGUAGGACCAUAGGACUUUAUAUAAAAAUGAAUGUAAUCUUCCGGGUUGCAAAACAAACUCGACUAUCGAAGCUUUGAGAUUGCAUGAUUUGACAGGCGCCAUGACAGGAGGUUCACAGAUGUCACUGGCAACUAAGCUGUUGGAGGAGACCAGCUGUCAAUCACACUGUUGUUGUGUCCACUCAUAUGUGACGUGUCUGAUCAUCUAUUUUCCUCUAUAAGGGAACAGAAUUUACAAAAUUGUUCAUCAUAUGCUCACGAAGGCGACGUGAAACAAGCGAUUGAAAUCUCAGGAAAAUGUUCACUAAUGUUGUUAAUCAAGAGAAAAGUAGGUUCAUUUUCCCAAUCCAUUCAAAGACAGCUUAAGACAGGUCUUAAGCUAAGCUAAAAGGAUCAUGUUUAAGGAGCUCUGUGUGUUUUUACUGCUAAAUCCAAUGUUAGCAUCACUUGCUCAGUCUUGCUCAGAGUUUCAGGCAUUACUGUUUACAAGACCGGGGGUUAUGAUAUGUGUAGAAAAAUCUCUUUAAACCGGAACACUAGGAGACAGAUCACCUGUUGAACUCAAAGCAUGUUGUUUCCACACAGAGCCGGCCCAAGGCAUUAGCAAACUAUAGUGGUAAGGGGGAAAAUUCUAUCCUAUUCUGUUCUAAAUCUUUUGUUUUUAUAUGAUAUUUAGAUAUCUAAAGAAUGUUGAGAUUAAGUGAUUUGGUUAAUUUUGUAGUUGACGAUUGCUCACUAAGUUUUAAAAAUCAAAUAAGAUUUCAUUAAACUGGUUUACUUGUUUAAUUCAAAUCCAGUGUCGCCACACUUAGUGCUUAAGUGCAUUUAAUACGAAUGUGAUAUUACUGCCCUCUAAAGUAAGAAAAAAACAAACAAAAAUACAAGAGUGACACUGGUUUGGAGUAAAUAACAUAUAACUAUAAUUAAUGCAAUUUAUAGUGUAACAAUUUAUAGUGUCAAGCACAGGCUAUUCUGAGGUGGUGGCAAAUUCAGCUUGGGGCUCCAUAAACUCUUGGGCCGGCCCUGUUUCCACCACUGGAAACAGCUCAGCAAAUAAAGAGUGUGUUAAAGAAGAGUGAACUGUCUCUUAAAUCCCCUGUCAUUGAAAAUAUAAUAUCAUCCACAUUGAGCUACUUCUCUUCCAACUAAACUGGAAUGUCCUUAUAGUUUCUUUUAUAGACACUCUUGUUUUUUUCUUUUACUAUAACAAUGACAGAAUCGAUUGCUUUUAAAAUAAAAAUGCUGAUCAAG